AUGACUCCAACACCUAAUAUAUUAUUUAUCACACAAUGGAUCAGAGUUAGGGAUUGCACAGAAGAUAUUGACAUGUUGUUGCAAACAAUUUCGGAAAGUUUUCCUAAUCUGAGUUUCCUGAGCCUACUUAACAAUAAAGCAUGUCCGGAUGGUAUGACAGGUGAUGAGGAGGAUGAGGACGAUUAUCAAAAUUAUAGGUAUUUGAUUAUUCUUAGACUACAGAAGCUCCGUUUCCUAGAUUCUAGGCCAAUUACAGCACAAGAAAGACAACAAGCUUCGAAAAUAGCCCCCUUUCUUACAAAGAAAAAGCCUAUCAUAACACAAAGUGAUGCUAGUCCAGAAGAUUUGGAUUAUACACCUUUGCCUCAAGCUGCUAAAGAAACUGAUCAUAGAGGAACCUUUGGAACUUCUCGCUAUGUUUAUUUCGGGCGACAUUCGGAAGGAAAUCGAUUUAUUAGGAAUGCGGACUUGUAA
Molecule: messenger RNA, 474 nt
Organism: Trichoplax adhaerens
Lineage: Eukaryota; Metazoa; Placozoa; Uniplacotomia; Trichoplacea; Trichoplacidae
Exons: 5
Coding region: 1-474 (157 amino acids)
Biological process (GO): melanocyte differentiation
Source: RefSeq, a predicted model, not a curated record